This is a messenger RNA of Mya arenaria, 6842 nucleotides long. RefSeq names its product cyclic AMP-dependent transcription factor ATF-6 alpha-like. The record is from RefSeq and is a predicted model, not a curated record. Lineage: Eukaryota; Metazoa; Mollusca; Bivalvia; Myida; Myidae. Gene Ontology annotation, cellular component: nucleus. The coding region runs from base 111 to 2099 and encodes 662 amino acids. The transcript has 15 exons. Gene Ontology annotation, molecular function: RNA polymerase II cis-regulatory region sequence-specific DNA binding; DNA-binding transcription factor activity, RNA polymerase II-specific. Gene Ontology annotation, biological process: regulation of transcription by RNA polymerase II; endoplasmic reticulum unfolded protein response.
UACUUCCUUGUGUUGCAUGCCGGGAUAUUGAUAUCCACGCUGAAACGUGAAACUAAUAUCGAUCAUUGUUUUUGUCUCGUUCUUUUGAAUAUUUUGCAUAAUCAUCAGAUAUGGAGUGUGAUUUCGUUUCAGAGGUCGAUAGAAAGUUCUUCUCUAACAAUAUGCUUUCCAACGAAGAUUGGGAGGCAAGUCUAGAACUUCCAGACAUGAUGGGAUUGGAUUCUCAUCUUCCAAAUGUUGACUUGCUCACAGAUUUGCCAACAGAUUUUCAGCUGCCAGAAGACCUGGGCACAACACAUGAUGAACUUCUCAACGAAUGGAGUGAUAGCUCAGAUAGUGGUGUUAGUGGUUUGCUGGUGAGCCAGAGUACAGAUUUAUCAUCAAUCAAAAAUGAACCUCUCUCACCAUCCCUCUCCCAUACAUCCGACAGCUGUGAUAGUGGAAUUUCUACGGUCACAGAACAGAGUCCAUAUAACUACCUUUUCAUGUCCAAUCCAGCCAGCCCAGAACCAGAUCUCACACUGACACAGUCACCACACUGUGUAGACAUUUCAGAUGUAGAGCAACAAGUCACCCUGUUGUACGACACAGUGCCAUCCUCUGUGAAAUCAGAAAUAUUGGAGCAAGCCGUUACCACGGUGAACACAGAAAUCUCAACACUAACAAAUACACAUUUAACAAACAUAAGCCAUCCCCUAUCACCUGUUGCCACGCCCCAUAUUGAAACAAUACUCAACUCAAAGGUGAAAAUACAACCAAGGCCCGAGACUUGCGGAGGGGAACCACCAAGCCCAAAAAAGCAACGCACUACACAACCAGAUGUAAGUUCACAGAAGUCCCUUGUUCUUACACCAGAUGAGUUUCAGCGACUUACGAGCCAGGGUGUGCUGUGUUUCCAACCUCCAAAACAGGAGAGUAUUUGCAAUGGUGGAGUCUUACCUUCACCACUUGUUACUUCAGUAACGAGCCAGUGUCCUCUGCAGAAAAUGCCGAUCAGUUCUACAAAUACUGUGGUGGUGGAAAAUGCAGAUACAAAAAUGUUCAAGCGUCAACAGAGAAUGAUCAAGAAUAGGGAGUCAGCAAGUUUGUCACGGAAACGGAAAAAAGAGUACAUGUCAUCAUUAGAGGACCAACUGAAAGCUUUCUGUGACGAAAAUGAGAGGCUGAAGAUGGAAAACCAGACAUUGAAAAGCCGCCUAUCACAGCUCCAUACUGAGAAUGAAUCCUUGAAAAAGACGGUGACAAUACCAUCGAGUCUCAAGAAAACCAUCGUUCUCUCAUUCUUCAUAUUUUUUGCUCUCAAUCUCGGCUCAUGGAGCUCAAUAAUACUGCCAUCACAACCCAAUCUCAACAAGGGGAUUGUACCAGGUGUAUCAGUCCACAGAGGGAGACAACUCAUGUCUGUAGUGGAAAAAACAGAAUCAUCCCACACGGUGGAUGUCGAUACCGUUAAUAAACUUCAUGAUUUUAUUAUGGAGUACGGGGAAAGAGGAGUGAGGGGGGAACGCAGACUGAAUGAGUCAGAUGUGCCACCCAUGUGUCCAAUGUAUUUCAAUAAAACCGAGUCCAUGAGACUUGCUGAGCAAUUAGCAGGCUGGAUGUCUCGACAUGAAGAGAAAAAGAUGGUCGUGAAGAAGAAGUUAGGAAAGAAGCCAGAUAAACAAUUGAGACCAAUAUCCACCCUGAGUCGAGCCAUGAGGGGGGAUAUAGGCCACGGGAUGGACACUAAAUAUAACAGUGGAUUGGACUCACGUUACCACCUCCAACUGUACGAGGGAGCGGAUACAGGGAAGGACUUCCUCAAGGCUCUCCAUCGACGCAACGAUACUUUCUAUGUGCUCUCAUUUGAUGAGGACUACUAUCUUGUGCCUGCCAUAUACCAUAACAAAACAUCCAGGCCACGAAUGUCACUGGUUAUGCCAGCUGCCGCAUUAAAUGAGUCCAUGAUGCCGCGUGACGAUGAGGUUGGGAUGAUGCAGAUCGACUGUGAGGUGAUGAACACACAGCUCGUGCACGUGCGCAAGUCUGCCAUCCCGCGUAAGGCUCGAAGCAAGUACAACGCUACAACACAUAAAUAUGAUGCCGAGUAUUACACAUAGCCUGUAACACAAGCUGGCAGCAUAUAAUGUCGCUAAAUAAAUAUGUAUAUUUAAUGUUAAGGAUGAUGUACUGAUAUCUUUAUUGGGGGAACUUAAAGCAUACCAUGUGCAGUGGAAAAAGCAUCAAGCGGCUAGAAUAGAAUUUAUUAUUACGAUACAUAUAUAUGUAUAAUAAUCAUAAAAUUUCACUGAAAAGUUAGUUUUAGAAAAUGAGUUAGGAAAACUAACUUUAUACGUCAUUAUUUGCAUUGAUUUGGUCAAAUUACCAAAAAGUUAUGUUAUAUAUUCAUGAUACAUCACCACACAAAUCCAGUUUGAAAUUGGUGCAUACAUUACUGCUGAUAAAACCCAUACAGAUUAUCAGUGUUACAGCAAAUAUUGUACAUACUUUUUUCAUUUGAACUUUAAGAGGAAAGGUACAAUUAUUUUUGUAUUUUGAAUCAUACUUCUCUAUUAAUGCUAUCAACUUUUUUCUUGGAGGAAAUUUGGCCUUCAUAUUUCUUUUUCUUUGUAUUGUUUUAAAUCCAAAUGAAUGAAUUCCAUAUCUGUUUAUUGCAAAUACUAGUGCUAAGAAGUGCCUUUGUGCUUAUAUAAUUAUGAAGGUUUGUUUUAUAGUGGAGGUCUUAUAAAUUUUAAAUCAUGCCCAUUCAUAAAUUUCGUGAGAAUGACUAGAAAAUUAUGUAAAAUAAUGGUCUUAGAAAGCAAGUAUGGCAGCUGAUGUUUUUGACUUUUCUUAUGAAAGUUUGUGACCAAUCAUUUAAUUUAUAUGUAGUUUAUAGUUCAGCCCACAUUUUGAUAAAAUUGAAAAUUUAGUAUAAUAUGAAUUCUUAAAUGUGUUUUCAGAAAUUGAAGAUAUAUUCUGAAUACAUCUUAAACUCAGUUUGUGGCGAGAAUAAUAUAGAUUAUUAUUUUUUUUAACUCAGAUCUCCCCAUCCAAUUUUUUGCUAUUUUUGAAAACAAAAUGAAGAUUUGUAAUUCCUUUGUGCUAGACAACUCUGAAAAUUAAUUUUAUAGGUAAGUGAUAACAAUAUUUGUAUUUGUUGGUCCAUACUUGUAAUUGCACAUUACUGGUUUAUUUGGUUUAUAAUGAUCUAAUAUCUGUAGAACUCAAUUUCAAAGACAAAAUCAAUUUACAGGCUGAUGAAUGUUUCCUCAAUGUUCACUUUAAACAGGAACAAAUCAAAAGAUGAAGUGGCAUAAUUUUUUAAACUUUUUUUUAAAACUUACAUGUUCAACUGCUGCCAAUUAGUUUUUAAAAAUAUGAGUCAAAAGAGAGAUAAACUGGGCCGAAUAAUUGAAUGAUCAUUCAGUAUCCUCAUGACAGUGGUGUUGCUACAUAAUUGUUACUCAAAGACAUGUAGGUUAGAAUUUGUACUUUUAUAUAAUCAAACUAAUCAGCAUUAAAUGUCCAUUCAUCUUGUAUAUGUCACACAUGACAAUGUUCUCAGAUUUGAUUUCUUCUCAUCAGUCAAGUUUUGCUGUAUUGUAUAUUUUAUUAUGUACUCCAUGAUCUUAUACAUUAUGAUCAUGUAUAUACAUGUUGAUCAUGUUUGUCAUACUGUUGUGGACCUGUUUUGUGAAUUUUGUGGAAAUGGAGAUGCAGGGCAUUCUGGUCUGAAUGUUUGGUAGUUUUAACAUUCCAAAUGUUUUUAUUGCAAAAAUUGAAACUCUUUAAAUUUGCAUUUGAUAUGGAUGGAAUAUAAAUACAUGUAUAUUUGAGAAAAUUUGUUAUUUUGAUGUGGCAAUCAAAUUGAAGUUAUGUAGUUGAAUUUUAGGCACAUUUUGUGAAAUACUAUUUAUUCUCUGAUUGUACAUACAUUGAUAAAACUGUCUUACUAAAUCACCUUGUAUCAACUUUUCUUUAAGAUUGAUAUACGCUUGUGGAAAAUGAACUGUUAUUCUAAUCAAGUGUUUCUUUGAUGAUAAAAUAAUAAGAAGAUUAUAACUGUGCUUUUGAUUUUUGAGAUGCAAUAUCUAUAAAGGGCUUUAAAUGAUGGUGCAUAAUAUUAUAACAUAUUAUAAAAGGACCUAACUACACAUUAUAUAUAUAAACUUACCUGUAUGAUUGAUCCACAUUGAUGAUUAACCAAUAUUAUGAUUUAAUCAUAUUAGACAUUGAUAAGUAAAUGGCAAAUGUCAACAGUUUUUUUAACAUUUAAUUGUAUUUAUUUAGAUUUUAUCUGUUGUGAGUGUAGUGGAUUAUAUUAUUGUUUAUUAUUACAGGAACAGAUUUUAUCACUGUGUUAUUGUGUUUAUACAUAUAUUGUAUAUUAUAGUUUUUAUGUACUUAUAUUAAUUUAAAUAUUUUAUGAUACUUGCAAAAGCAUUAGAUUAGAUAUUUUGGAUCAUUUUUCUUUUAAGAAAAUGCUUCAAGAUAAAAACAUAAUUUCUUAAACUGUUAUAGAACCAUUGGCAUAUAAUGUAUACAACGUAUGUCGAUUGACUUCUCGUGUAUAUGAAAGUACUGCCAUUAAACACCGUUUUUUUCAUCCUUGUGGCAACUUGUUCUAGUCAAUAUGGAGCCCUCUGUAAGAACUUCUCCAUAGCAUUGUGCAGCGUUCUGGUGGAAAAAGCCAAGUUGGAUAUACACAUGUAGUUGAUAUGAUAGGAUCUGUAGGAUGAUUUAAUCAUACUCGGAUAUUAAAGCAUGUUACUAUUACAACGGCCUGUGCACAUCAGACUCACCAUACCAUCAUUUGCUUCCUAUCAUUUCAUGUGGUGUCUCUCAAGACAUUCAUGAAUGACAACAUCAGCGAUUUUACAUUGUCCGGUCUACAAAUCUUUGCAUUACUUACAUGUACAUAUAUAUUACUGCCUUUAUUAUGUGUUGAUUGUAAAUACAGAUAUGGCUUGUUAGAUAUAAUAUAUUGGUAAUUGUUAACUCAGAAUGCUUAUGACUUUUUGUUCAUCUCAAUUACAGAAAAAAUAGUUAUUGUCAAAGGCUGAGGUAAACUCCUUUUCUGGGACAUCUGUUGAACAUUUGGUGUAAGUUUUAGAUGCUUGCUGACCCCAUCUUAUGUUGGUAUCAAUUUAAAGAGUUUGAUAAGUAUAGGAGGAAUAUGUUACAUUAUAUUGAUAUGACUAUAACAAACACGCUAUUUUUGGCCUUGAAAGAUUGCCCAUUCUGAUUUCAGUUGAAUAAAAAUACUUAUUCAAAAUCUUCAAUUAUCAUAUCUAUAUUAUUUUCUGUCGUUUAUUGUACAGUCGAAAUCUGUUGGCUUAAUAUUGCUUGCCUCUAUUUCCUCGUUGAAUCGAACUGUAUGUAAAGGCCGAUUUUGUUUUACUCUGUGUCAGCAUUCCCGAUUGGCUCGAUAUUCGCGAGGCAUAAAGUAUUUUAGCCAGUCCCUGGGAUAUCGAGCCAACAGGUUUCGACUGUACCUAUCAAUAUCUUUUCUAAUGAUAUCAAAAUAAUGAAGUCACCAGGGACAUCACUGGCUGGAGGAUGUCAAGCUCAUUUGUACAUGGUAUCUUCAUUAAGGAAACACAGAUGUACAUUGCCUCCUGCUCUUGUGUCAAUAUUUGAUUUUUAUUAAGUGUCAGCCUAAUUUUUCUUACAUUCCAACCUGAAAUUCUUACAAAUUCAUUAUUGAAGUGUUGAUCUGAAAUUUCAGUAUUUUCAUUUAUAAUUGUUUAUCAGUUUGUCAUAUAACUACAUGUAUAUCUAUUUACCUGAAACCUAUUACUUGCAUAAAUUGUUUACCAGGCCCCAAUUUCUCAAAACUUCUUAAGCUUAACAGGCUUAAGUCGCUUAUUUCAAUUAGCCAAAAUACAUACUGAAAAUGGAUUUCGAUAAAUGAAAAAUGGUUUAUUCUGAUAAUUAUACAGAUUAUUCCUACAUAAUUUCUAAAAAAUCUUGAAGAAGUAAAUAUAACACAUUUUAUUGAACAACAAAAAUAGUGAGAUUAGCUUAAUCCUGUUAUAAGGGACUUAAGAAGUUUCGAGAAAUUGGGGCCAUAUUCUCUUGAUAAGGAGUAUAAUUACUUGAAGGUCUAGUUUCAUGAUAUAGUAUGUUUAAAAUAAGUUUAGAACACUUCUGAUAUGCUUAGGCUGAACAGUUCUGUCAUACCAUAUUAAUAUUUCAUCCUUAAUGGGUUUUUUCCUUAAACUUACACUUAAAUGAAAGAACAAAGUUACAAUUGUUCAGGAUUAUCAUUCUUGCUACUAGCAUAGGAAAAAAUGGUUUGACCGUAUUAACACAUGUAACCUUGUUGUUUCACAGAAUCUAAACAUUCGUUUCUUUAUAGACAUAAUAUGUUGAUGUGAAAGUAGCCUCUGGAACUAGUUUAAGAGGGCAUAUAUAUUAGAGUCCUGAUGUCAGAUUGUUGAAAGGAUGGUAGAUCUGUUGGUCUGCCUGCAUGACUCCGGUUUUAAGGAUUUAUAAUCCAGAAUUAAUACUUUUUUGAGCUUGAAGGGAAUGUAAUUGGUUUUCAUUUCUAUCUUGUGUUGUUUAAUGAUGUGAGCCUUAAAGCAGACUGAAUGCUAAGUAAAUAGAUCAGUCUGGUCAGGAUUGAUUUACCAUAUUGCUGUUUUAGCAAUUAGAAUGCAGUAAGCGAGUUCAUCGAUCAUGUUCAGUGGUAGCUUAGUUGUAUAGAUCAUAGCAUUACUUUGUAGCUUAUACCCUGUAUUUAUUUAUUAUACUCUUCACUGAAACCAUGUACUUCAUACUCUGUGUGACUCAUUCUUGUGGGAUAUUUAUUGUGUACUUUCAUGUCUAGGAUAUGAAAUACAACAUGUGCAAUCUAA